Molecule: messenger RNA, 3734 nt
Organism: Aspergillus uvarum CBS 121591
Lineage: Eukaryota; Fungi; Ascomycota; Eurotiomycetes; Eurotiales; Aspergillaceae
Product: hybrid sensor histidine kinase/response regulator
Exons: 5
Coding region: 186-3734 (1182 amino acids)
Biological process (GO): phosphorelay signal transduction system; protein autophosphorylation
Molecular function (GO): phosphorelay sensor kinase activity; histidine phosphotransfer kinase activity
Source: RefSeq, a predicted model, not a curated record
CACACGCUGACUUUUGUUCAUUUCUCAUCAUUACCAUUUCUUUUCUGGGCUCUACACCUUUUGCAAGAUUAAGGGUACUGAACAACAUGGACUGAACGAAAAACAGAGGUUUCACGAGACGGACAGCAGACAGGAAACACCGCAUCUAACCUGCAGGUUGACAGCCCCCCCGAGGUGUCGACGCGAUGGAGAACGUAGCCUCUCCGGCUUCCCAGCAGGAGGAACACGAAGCGGAUCGUCGCGCCAGGGAGUUAUUCCACUACUUCCAACCGGACAAUCCUGCUUUGCUCCCUGCUUCUGAGGGCACUGAUCCACACGGCUCGACCUGUGCGUACGCUCGAGCCAGUCCAAAUCUUGUCCUUACUGCCUUGGCCCAGUUAGCUGCGGUCAAAGUAGGCGUUCAGCGUGCGAUCAUUAGCUUGAUCGAUCGCGAGACGCUCUAUGUAGUGGCCGAGGCAUCACGCUCGCUAAACCUGGGGGAUAACACACUUUAUGAGGAUGAUGGCGACGGGCUCUGGAUGGGCUGCUCCCGAGGCCCUGUUGCUGGCACUCUAUGCGAGAAAACAAUCACCCUAUUAUCAACCACAGCGGACAAAUACCCUUUCUUUAUUGUGGAGGACUUGCAACAACAUCCCAAAUUCUGUCAGAUACCCUGUGUGUCCGGUUCGCCUUUUUUCCGCUACUAUGCCGGCACACCCCUGAUGACCAGUAGUGGUAUCAACAUUGGAAGCUUAUAUGUCAUCGAUCCAAGGCCCAAUCUGUCCUUGACGGCCGCUCACAAGGAAAGCCUUGGCGUGAUAGCCACCGGAGUGAUGGAGUAUCUGGAAACCUCGCGGCAGUCACUCGAAAGCGCUCGUUUGAUGAAAGUCUUGUCGGGGCUCAACUCGUUUGUUCAAGACCAAGGCAAAGAAGAGUCCCCGACCGCAGCCAUUCCACGAAGUGCGAGCCCUUCUGACCUUGACCGAUCGCGAACUCCCAGCCCUCGGCCCGUUUCAUCGCUCGAGAUCGACCCGGAGCUUCCCCCCCGAAGUACGAAAUCGUCUGUCAAGACUACAAGCCCGGCACAGAACAAUAACUUCUCUUCUGCGGAUUCUGUACCGUCAAGCCCCACGAAACAGCAGGCUCCGUCUAACCGACCUGGCAUCAAACCUCAUGCAUCGUCGUCCGGGAAAAGACACGAGGUAUUUCAGCGUGCUGCAGACCUCAUGCGUGAAAGCCUAACCCUGGGAGAUGAAGGAGGGGUCGCAAUUUUCGCUCUCAAGGACAGGUUUGACAUUGAUGAAGACGAAGGAUUGCUAGACAGUACGACCACCGGAUCACGGCCCGCCGCUACUACCUGGGCUAUUUCGACCCGUAAUGUUCACAACUCGCCGUGGGGAAAUGAGUCAGACCCCACGCCUGCCAAGCAAAUAAGUCGGCACUUUCUACGGCGGAUGAUGCAGCGUUUUGGUAAAGGAGCUUUGUGGUACUUCCAUCGCGAUGGAACAGCCUUCUCGUCCGACGAGGAGACGUCCUCGCAGACUAGUAACCAGCCGGCCUUUCAGUUGCCGUCAUUACUCCAUCCGCGGGAUCGGGACACGCUGAAUGGAAGGGACUUGGGUCUCCUGCAGAGCUACUUUCCGAACGCUACGCGCAUUAUCUUCGCCCCCCUGUGGGAUGCAUCGAACUCGCGUUGGUUUGGCGGCUGUUUCUGCUGGAGUUCCGUGGAGACCCGGAUUUUCAGCCCCCAUGUAGAACUGGGUGGCGUGCUCGGGUUCUGUUCCUCACUGAUGACGGAGGACAGUCGUAUCCGGAGUCAAGAAGCUGACAAGAAGAAAGGAGAUUUCAUCAGCAGUAUAUCGCAUGAACUUCGGAGUCCUUUGCAUGGAAUUCUAGCCGCAGUGGAAUUUCUCGCGGAACAAACGCUGUCCAGCUCAGCUCGGUUGCUUCUGGAUACUAUUAGGGCGUGCAGUCAAACUCUGUUGGAUACGUUCGAGCAGAUUCUUGAUUUCAGCAAAAUCAACUCAUUCAAGCGGAAGGCCCGGGUGGCCGGUACAUCGCUGUUGCAGGAUGGAAGGGAUUCUGUCGCUGCGCAAUUUGGUCCACGCUCAUUUUAUAUUUUGAAAGUCGUGGACAUUGUGACAAUCGUCGAGGACGCGAUCGAAAGUAUCUGCGCGGGGGCCAAUUAUCUUAAUAUUACUCGUGCUGGUGACUCUUCAACCUCGAAGCCGUCCUCCCCCUUAGGAGAUAGCUACGGUGGCAAAUCUGAGCACGUCGAUAUCACUUUGGAUGUCGGCAUGGAUGACUGGGUUUUUGUUUUGGAACCAGGGGCCUUGCGACGUAUUGUCAUGAAUGUUUUUGGAAACGCACUGAAGUACACCCCAACCGGGUCCAUCUCCGUACACAUGGAGAUCCAGAAGGAUAGCAAAAACGCAUCUCGCGAUGGGCAUGACACUUUGCUUCUGACUGUAUCCGAUACCGGUAGGGGUAUCUCCCCCGACUACCUUCGAUAUCACCUGUUCACACCUUUCAUGCAAGAGGAUCCUCUGUCCCCUGGCACGGGUCUUGGUUUGUCUCUUGUCCACAGCAUCGUCCGCUCUUUGAAAGGCAAUAUCAAGAUCAAGAGUCAGUCGGGAGCGGGGACGGUGGCCAAGAUCUCGAUUCCCCUUACGAGGCCCGAGAAAGAAAGUGUAGAGAGCGCGACAGUGCUCGAUGACCCGCUUCUCACCCCCUCAGCAGGUCUCAUUGAUGGCGUGAAGCAAGAACUGGCAGGGAAGACAGUGUGCUUCGUCCAGCCCAAUGAUGUCGCCUCUGCUAGUGCUAUCGCCAGGUACCUAACGCAAUGGUAUGGCAUAUCACUCCAGGCGUGGUCACCUGAUGUUUUCCCAGACCUUGUGAUUGUCGACGAGACGCAAUUGCACCGCGUCAAAGUGUUGAACGAACGAUCCACUUUGCUCAUUCUGCACCGCGACAGGCGUGCUACGUAUUCGAAAUCUCCCGGACUGAGUCAGCUUCGCGCACGGAUCGAAUGGUUGAGCCUUCCGUGUGGUCCUUACCGAUUAGCCAGAACGAUCCAGAGUUGUUUGCAAGCACCACCUCAGCUUCCCGGGAUGGAGGAUGUCUCACCACCAAUUGCGUCUGAAAACGGCGUACAAAAUGGGAAUGGGCUUUCUGCUGACCAGGGCCCUGGUCGAAGUCUCCCUUACCGUCCGGCAGCAUCAUCCAUUCCCGACACCAAACUCUCUGCACUAUCAUCAAACCCAGAUCUUGAACCUCAAUCUACGACAUUGCCAAAAAUAGAUACGCAAGCACAACAGAAUGGAAGCUCUGGCGGCCAACUACCUACCCUUUCCCGCCCAUCCGAGGACAUACCCCGGGUGCUUCUAGUCGAAGACAACCCAGUUAACAUGUCGCUUCUCAACCGCAUCGUCAGCCGGCGACAACCCCUUGUCGUGCACGAGGCCAUCAACGGCAAAGAGGCCGUCGACGCAGUUGACGCGAUGCCUGAGGGCUAUGACUAUAUUCUUAUGGUAGACAUCUCUAUGCCCAUUAUGGAUGGUUUCGAGGCCACCAAAGCAAUCCGUAUGAUUGAGAAGGAGCGCAAGACUUCAUCACCGGCGAAGAUCAUUGCGCUCACUGGUCUGGGGUCGAAUGAUGAUAUUGCGAAAGCGUAUGCCGCUGGCGUGGAUGUAUUCGUCACGAAGCCGGUGUCUCUGAAGAAGAUCACGCAGUUAAUGGAUCAGCCUAAGGGAUGA